CAGUUAAAGCAAGACAUAAUGGCAGCGGCACCUGAGUGGCUAACACACGAUUAUAUUGAGAACGCUCUGCGAACUCAUCACAAAGAUGCUCAAUUGCAGAUUGUGCAACUGGAUGUGAAUCCGGCUCUGGGUCCUGGUGAGAACUACGGCGGCGUCUUGACCCGAGCUCGAGUUAGUUUUAUUCUCUCGCAGCAGCCACAAGAAGAACGUGUUCAGAACUUGAUCAUAAAGACCUCCAUCGAUGACGAUGAGUUGACCAAGGAGCUAAUGGCGCCCUAUGACAUCUUCAAUCGUGAAAUUAACAUUUAUGAGGAGGUGUUGCCAAAACUGAAUGAACUUUUGAAGGAAAUUGAUGAGUUUGAGCCAAUUUUCCCCACCGCCGUUUUUGUGGAUCGCGAACGCAUUGCCAUCAUUUUUGAGGAUUUGACAGUGGAGAACUAUGUGAUGGCCGAUCGUGUGAAACGGUUAGAUCAGGAGCAUGCUCAUCUCAUCCUCCGUAAACUGGCCAAGAUGCAUGCCACCUCGGCGGUGCUGAAUGAACGCACUGCAGGUUGCCUGGAGAAAUACGAUCGUGGUUUCUUUAAUCGCUAUACAAACGCGUACAGCGGAUACUUUGUGGGGGGACUGCUGGCUGCCGCACGCUGGAUGAGCCAGGAACCCGAAUGUGCUCAUUAUGGUAAAAAACUGUUCGAAUUGGCUCCUCACUACAUGGACAUUGGCAGGGAGUGUUUUGCUCCGCUGCGUGAUUCGGUGAAUGUUUUGGCACAUGGUGAUGUGUGGACCAAUAAUGUGAUGGUCAAAUAUGAUGCAGUUACCGGUCGUCCGGUGGAUGUAUUGCUGAUUGACUUUCAGUACUCGUUCUGGGGUUCGCCCACCAUUGAUUUGCAUCACUUCUUUAACACAUCGCUACUGGAACCGCUGCGGCGGCAGGAGCAGAGCGCCCUAUUCGAAUUCUACCAUCGCAUAUUCAGAGACAUCUUAUCGAAACUAAAGUACAAACAGCAGCCCAUUCCCAGCUUACUUCAGUUUCAGCUGCAAGUCGAGCAGAAACGUUUCUUUGCUAUGCACUCGGCGGUUGUGGUGCAACCUGUUAUGAUCAAUGAGGACUCCACAGAUGCUUGUUUCAAUGCCCUUAUGAACGAUGAUGAACGUGGCACUCGCUUCAAGAAUCGUCUUUAUAACAACCCCAUUGUUCAGCAGAAUCUCAAAGCGCUGAUGCCAAUUUUCGACAGAAAAGGACUACUCGAGGUCAAUCAAUGCUGUUGACUUGUGUGAUUAACUUUUUGUACUGUUAUUAGAUAUAAAUUCAUAGUUAACAAAAAAAAUCAAGUAACUAAUAAAGCUUUAAAUGGCAAAUAACAACAAA
Messenger RNA from Drosophila grimshawi, 1366 nucleotides. RefSeq lists its product as uncharacterized. The transcript is spliced from 2 exons. NCBI's taxonomy places the organism in Eukaryota, Metazoa, Arthropoda, Insecta, Diptera, Drosophilidae. The coding region runs from base 19 to 1266 and encodes 415 amino acids. The record is from RefSeq and is a predicted model, not a curated record.